UAAUAUGCUCCGGGUUGCACCAUAACAUUUUCUUUCGCCCUCUUUCUUCUUCCUCUUAUCUGGGUUUUGGAUGUCUUGAGAAACAGUGUCCAGAAAAAUGGCCAGUUUAUUUCUGCGAGUUCCAACCAGGAACUUCUAUGUUUCAGCUUCUUCUAAUGGUGCUCCUCCCGGUGUGCCUCAACAAGGAGGACCAGUGAUUCUGGAAAUUCCCCUUGACAAAAUACGGAGGCCACUCCUGCGGACAAGAUCCAACGACCCACUGAAGGUGAAGGAACUCAUGGACAGCAUUGCCCAAAUUGGCCUUCAAGUUCCGAUUGAUGUGCUCGAGGUUGAGGGAGUAUACUAUGGUUUCUCUGGUUGUCACAGAUUUGAGGCUCACCAACGACUAGGCCUCCCAACAAUACGUUGUAAAAUUCGGAGAGGAACAAAAGAAACUUUGAGGUCUCUCUCUCUCUCUCUCUCUCUCUCUCUAAAAGAAACUUUGAGCUCUCUCUCUCUCUCUCUCUCUCUCUCUCUCUCUCUCUCCAUGUACAUCUGCGUGUGUGUGUCCAUCUGCCUACCUCUGUUAUGUUUUACAACGUUUGCCUUUCACCAUACAAAUAUUUUCAUUUUCACUUUUGUCUUGCAGGCAUCACCUCCGUUGAAUUGUUGAGAGCUAUUUGUAUGGAGUUGAGCCAAGUUGGCAGCUUUCUAGAUUUGAUACUCCAUGCUGGGCCUGUUAAUGGUUUGGUGGUUAUGGGAGGUAGUUGUAAAUAGUUUGCAUAUACUGGUGGAUCAACUUGCCAAUUACCAUAGGGAGUGUUACCAUAUGUUGCGCAAUCACCGACUAAAUGUGCUUGCAUUAUGAUUCUUCUAGAUUAGAGAGCUGGAAGCUUGUGUCAAAAUAAUAGAGACAGGUUCUCUUAUUUUCGUGUUAUAGAUGUUUUUUUAUUGCUUGUUGGGUUGUUUUAUUAGUAUAUGUUGGAACUUUGGUUUGUAUUUGUAAAACAUUGUGUUUUUUCUAGUCCCACUUUGCUAAGUCACAAAA
This is a messenger RNA of Rhododendron vialii, 1027 nucleotides long. Its product is annotated as sulfiredoxin, chloroplastic/mitochondrial. Gene Ontology annotation, biological process: cellular response to oxidative stress. Gene Ontology annotation, cellular component: cytoplasm. The coding region runs from base 98 to 652 and encodes 184 amino acids. NCBI's taxonomy places the organism in Eukaryota, Viridiplantae, Streptophyta, Magnoliopsida, Ericales, Ericaceae. Gene Ontology annotation, molecular function: sulfiredoxin activity. The transcript has 4 exons. The record is from RefSeq and is a predicted model, not a curated record.